This is a messenger RNA of Colius striatus (speckled mousebird), 1683 nucleotides long. It is a transcript of the gene GPR171, whose product is annotated as G protein-coupled receptor 171. The coding region runs from base 122 to 1105 and encodes 327 amino acids. The record is from RefSeq and is a predicted model, not a curated record. Gene Ontology annotation, molecular function: G protein-coupled purinergic nucleotide receptor activity. The transcript has 2 exons. Gene Ontology annotation, cellular component: membrane. Gene Ontology annotation, biological process: G protein-coupled receptor signaling pathway. Lineage: Eukaryota; Metazoa; Chordata; Aves; Coliiformes; Coliidae.
GGAGAGCAGUCGCCCAGAGACAUCAGGCUCUGCAGACUAAUGCUCAGAAGACCCCAGGGACCACUAACACAGGUUCUACACAUCUCCUAGCAGCAAAACCAACGGGCACAAGAAGUUUACAAUGUCAAGCAAUGUCUCACAAUGCUAUAUCAGUGAAGAAAUGGAACCUUUUACCUAUUUUUACUACUUGAUUUUUCUUAUGGGCUUUAUUGGAAGUUGUUUUGCGCUAUGGGCUUUCACACAAAAGGGCCAGAAGCAGAAGUGUAUGAGCAUCUACUUAAUUAACCUCUUAACAGCAGAUUUUCUGUUGACACUGGCAUUGCCAGUAAAGAUUAUUGUUGACCUAGGAGUUGCGUCCUGGAAACUGAGAAUAUUCCACUGUCAAGUUACAGCCUGUUUCAUCUACCUGAACAUGUACCUAUCAAUCAUAUUUUUGGGAUUUGUGAGCAUGGAUCGCUGCCUGCAGCUAAUGCACAGCUGCAAGAUCUACCGCAUCCAAGAGCCUGGGUUUGCCAAGAUGCUGUCUGCAGUCGUGUGGGUGAUGGUUCUCCUGAUAACAGUGCCAAACAUGGCCAUUCCCAUAAAAACCGUGGAAGAAAGACCCGGAGCAGGAUGCAUCGAUUUCAAAACAAAGUUUGGGAGAGACUGGCACAUCUUCACUAACUUCAUCUGCACAGCAAUAUUCCUGAACUUUUCAGUUGUGAUCCUGAUUUCCAAUUUCCUCGUUGUUCGACAGCUCUACCGAAAGAAAUACAGCGAGAGCUACAGGAGCGUGAGGAAAGCCCUCAUCAACAUCCUGCUGGUGACUGCAGGCUACCUGCUGUGCUUUGUUCCGUACCACAUCGUCCGCAUCCCCUACACUUUGAGCCAAAGCGACACCAUAACCAGCUGCUCUCUGAAACGAGCUCUCUUCAAAGCUAAAGAAAGCACUCUGCUGUUUGCAGUAUCAAACCUCUGCUUUGACCCUAUUCUGUACUACCACCUUUCCACAUCAUUCCGACUGAAGUUUGCUGAGACUUUCACAACACCCAAAGAGGUGACAGCUUUCAGCAGUGAGGAGCUACGACGCAACAGUGAGCAGCAGAUGCCAAAGUACCAGUUCUAAAACACAUCAGGAGAGAGUGCAAACCCGCAGCAUGAGCAGCCACAGUGCAUCUGCAAGCACAGCUGCAACGGGCAGCAGCCCUGCUGAACCAUAAGCCCAAGCAGAAGGAAGAAACCUGACCGGUACCAGCUGCUUUGUUAAACGGUCACACAGUGGGUCUGAACAAGCGGAAUACUCCAGAACACCCUCCCAAACCAGGGCAGUGUACCAGCAACGACCUGCCAGGGAUCAGCAGCACUUAAGAACGCAGUAUGUUCAGACUCCAACACACCUUCCAGUUAUUUAUGGUAAACGCCUGCACUCACCUUUCCUAAGCUAAAUAACCUAAGCUUACUACAGUUGAGUUACUUGGUGCAAUCAGGUGAAGAGAUGACUUAGUAGCAGUUCUUCACAUACACAGCUAUACCAUCACCAAUUCAGAGGGCAUUAUUUACUCCAGACAGUGGUUUUAAGCUGCGUUGAUUGAAUGUUAUUGUUUCUGCUUACAUCACACCUGCAGUUUUUACAAAUAAAUCGCUUGUUCAUGACAAGUCCCUUUGCCUGUCCUUGCUGCUGCUUCCACGAGCAUCCAAGCAAGC